Molecule: messenger RNA, 747 nt
Organism: Camponotus floridanus (Florida carpenter ant)
Lineage: Eukaryota; Metazoa; Arthropoda; Insecta; Hymenoptera; Formicidae
Product: dynein light chain 1, axonemal
Exons: 4
Coding region: 85-711 (208 amino acids)
Cellular component (GO): cytoplasm
Molecular function (GO): protein kinase binding
Source: RefSeq, a predicted model, not a curated record
AAUAGUUAUAUAUAAACACACAUACGCUAGAUACUUUUUGCAAGUUUUUAUCGAUGUCUGAAAAUUAUAUUAUUACAUUCACUUAUGGCAUCUGCAAAGCCAACCACGUGCAAAGAGGCUAUACGGCGAUGGGAAGAAGAAACUGGGCAUGAAGCAGCUACGGCGACAGAAGUAAUUUUAAGUUUUCAGUGGCCACCGAUAGAAAAGAUGGAUAAUGCAUUAGCAGUUUUGGCUAAUUGUGAGAAACUCUCUCUAUCGACAAAUAUGAUUGAAAAAAUUGCAGGCAUUGGCAGUUUAAAAAGUUUAAAGAUUAUAUCAUUAGGUCGUAAUUUAAUCAAAGGUUUCGCUGGUUUUGAAGCUCUAGGUGAUACUCUUGUGGAAAUUUGGAUUUCUUACAAUUGCAUCGAGAAAAUGAAAGGCAUUCAAGCAAUGAAAAAUCUUCGUGUCCUUUAUAUGUCUAAUAAUUUGGUGCGAGAAUGGAACGAAUUUGCUAGAUUACAAGAACUUCCAAAUCUUCAAGAUCUGGUAUUCGUCGGCAACCCAUUGUAUGAAAAUCACGAGGUAGAGCAAUGGAGAAUCGAGGUUGCGCGGCGUUUACCAAGUUUGGAGAAACUUGAUGGUGAACCUAUAAUACGGACAGAAGAAAAUCCAAUCUCGAUUCAAUCAGUCAAAGCUGAUAGUCCAUCGCAUGAAUUGCUCGAACCUGGCUAAUUUUUUGACAGCAUAUUUUAUCUUUUAUGUUUCUUA